GGGAUUUGCUGUAGUUGGGAUCUUGGGCGGUGUUUGAGGUUUCUCCUCCCAAACUCAGCCUGGGGCGCUCCGUUGGAGUAGCGGACUUGAGUAGCAGGCCAGGUCCCACCCGGCCGGGAGCGACUUUAAGGCCCUGGCGCAGCAUCGUCAGGUCGGGUGAAGGUGGGCGCUGUCCCCAACCGCCGCCUGGGCGGUGUCAACGGCGUGCCCAUGUCGCUGCCUGGGCGCCGGGGCCGCCUGUCUUCCCCUGGAACCAGUCGCCAGUCCUCCGAGGCCCGCGAAAAGCUACGGCGCCGUCUCUUGGGCCUCAUCGAGGGCAACAAAGUGAUGAUUUUCAGCAAGAGCUACUGUCCUCACUGCACGCGGGUUAAAGAACUCUUUUCUUCUUUGGGAGUUGAAUGUAAAAUCUUGGAACUGGAUCAGGAUGAUGAUGGGGCCAGUGUUCAAGAAGUGCUGUCAGAUAUCACUAAUCAGAGAACUGUGCCCAAUAUUUUUGUGAAUAAAGUACAUAUGGGUGGAUGUGACCAAACUUUCCAGGCACAUCAGAGUGGUUUAUUACAGAAGCUUCUUCAGGAAAAUUCAGCAUAUGAUUAUGACCUCAUUGUCAUUGGUGGUGGUUCUGGUGGCCUUGCAUGUGCUCAGGAAGCUGCCAUUUUGGGAAAGAAAGUGAUGGUGCUAGAUUUUGUGGUCCCAUCACCUCAGGGUACAUCUUGGGGUCUUGGUGGUACUUGUGUAAAUGUAGGUUGUGUUCCUAAGAAGCUGAUGCAUCAAGCUGCCCUUUUGGGACAAGCAUUAAGUGACUCAAGGAAAUUCGGCUGGGAGUAUAGUCAACAAGUGAGGCACAACUGGAAGACCAUGACAGAAGCUAUUCAAAACCACAUUGGCUCUCUAAAUUGGAGCUACAGGCUGUCUUUGAGGGAGAAGGCUGUGGCCUAUGUAAAUUCCUAUGGAGAAUUUGUUGAGCACCAUAAAAUAAAGGCAACCAAUAGAAAAGGACAGGAAACUUAUUAUACUGCUGCAAAAUUUGUCAUAGCAACAGGUGAAAGACCACGGUAUUUGGGAAUUCAAGGAGAUAAAGAAUACUGUAUUACUAGUGAUGACCUUUUUUCUCUGCCUUAUUGCCCUGGCAAAACAUUAGUAAUUGGUGCAUCUUAUGUGGCUCUGGAAUGUGCAGGAUUUCUUGCUGGUGUUGGCUUAGAUGUCACAAUUAUGGUGCGUUCAAUCCUUCUUCGUGGCUUUGAUCAAGAAAUGGCAGAGAAAGUGGGUUCCUACAUGGAACAACAUGGUGUUAAGUUCUUACGGAAAUUUAUACCUGUCAUGGUUCAACAGUUGGAGAAAGGUUCACCUGGAAAGCUGAAAGUAGUGGCUGAAUCCACUGAAGGACCAGAAACUAUUGAAGGAGUAUACAACACAGUUUUGUUAGCAAUUGGUCGUGAUUCCUCUACAAGGAAAAUAGGCUUGGAGACGAUUGGUGUCAAAAUCAAUGAGAAGAGUGGCAAGAUUCCAGUGAAUGAUGUGGAACAGACCAGUGUGCCGUAUGUUUAUGCUAUUGGGGAUAUUCUGGAAGAUAAACUUGAACUCACUCCUGUUGCCAUACAGGCAGGCAAGCUGUUGGCUCGAAGACUUUUUGGGGGUCAUUUAGAAAAGUGUGAUUAUGUUAAUGUUCCAACUACGGUGUUUACUCCUUUGGAAUAUGGCUGCUGUGGAUUAUCUGAAGAGAAAGCUAUUGAAGUAUAUAAAAAAGAGAAUCUAGAAGUGUAUCAUACUUUGUUCUGGCCUCUUGAAUGGACAGUAGCUGGCAGAGACAACAGUACUUGUUAUGCAAAGAUAAUUUGCAAUAAAUUUGACAAUAAUCGGGUGAUAGGAUUUCAUCUUCUUGGACCAAAUGCUGGUGAAGUUACCCAAGGAUUUGCAGCUGCAAUGAAAUGUGGGCUCACAAAGCAGCUACUUGAUGACACUAUUGGAAUUCACCCCACGUGUGGUGAGGUAUUUACCACUUUGGAAAUCACGAAGUCAUCAGGACUAGACAUCUCCCAGAAAGGCUGCUGAGGCUAGACCUGCUGCUAUCUAGUCUCCCUUGUCAAUUCACAUUUCUUCACAUGAGUCUGUGAUCAGGGCACCUGCUCUCAUGCACAGGGCCCACUGCAGGGCUUUCAUCACAGUGCACAGAUGAGAAUGUAGACAAGGAGGCAGGCAGCAGUGCAUAUGUACUCAACGGUCUCAGCUGACCUGGGAGAGGCAGUUACACUGCUUCCUUGACGUCUUACUCAGAACCCCUUAUGAAGUGAGCUAAGACCAAUGCUCUUCCAAGUCAGAACUGAGCUUUCCUCUGAAAGACCUUUUAAUCGCAUAACUAAUCUAAGUUAAUUUUUCUGUUUUCCUAGGGUUUUUAAUCCCCUUGCUUUGUUCCUAUGAAAAUAUUUUCUAUUAUAAAACUAUAAAAUAGCGAUCUUCCAAUGUGUGAGUGUGGAAGGCACACAUGGUCUCUGGUGAGUAGUGUCUGUGGAAAUGCCCUGAAGUAGCUGGCUGCAGAGGACUGGGGUACAUUAGUAGAAACUUUCACAUACUAAAUAUAGUUUCAUUAGUUAGCUGUUUUCUCCUUUGGUUAUAUUUUUACCCACUGUCUCAUGCUUCACCCUCUCCUGGUUUCCUGGUGGUAACUAUCUUGGAGUCAGUCAUUCUUCUCUUAGUGUCUGUAGACUGAACAGAGUAUCUUAUGUCAGAGAGAAAUGCUUGUAUUUUUUUUCAUGUUGAUCUUAAGAUAAUAUAAAAGGUUUUCAAUACUUUAUUAUUUGAGCUGUAUUUAAAACUCUAAAAUGAUUCAGUCUACAAUCUAAUUAUAGCCAAGUUCAGUACAUGAACAGGUGAUAUUAAGAUAUUCUAUUUGAAUUUAUAUACCUGUCAGCAUCUAAAAGGCCCUUGCAAUGGGAGGCCUAUCUAAGAACACCCAAAGAAUUUGUAACCACUCUGCAAGUCAUAGACCAUUGGAAAGGGUACUUAUCUUUCCUUAGCAAGGGGAGAAAAGGCUUGGAUAUAAAUCUGUCUGUAACUGGCUCCCUCAUACCCUUCUCCCCUAUUCCCUGCACCCCUGCCCCAACUUUAUCUUUUUCUCCACUUUUCUUUUUUCUCCUCUUCUGGAGUAAAGGUGGGCUUUAUAUAAUGUUGAGAAUUUGUUUUAUCUGGAAGAUAAACUUUAUAUGCAUCUAAUAACAUAACAGAUGCAUACAGAUCAGUAGGGAAAUAUUAACAUCCUACAUUAUAGUAGAAAUUUUAAUAUACCUCACCAAUGUAUUAGAUAAAAGAAAAAAUAUCAGUAAAGGUACAGAUUUGGAUAGCACAAUUAACAAGCUCAGUUUAAUGAACUUAAUGAAUAAGACUUUAACAUAAAUACUCAUUUCAAGCACACAUCGAAUAUUUAUGAAGUUUGCCAUGUGCUAGCUCAACAAAUUUCAAAAGACUGGUAUCAUAGAGAUGAGACAAAAGGAUUUUAGCUGUGAAACUAACACUAAGAACCCACAGGUCUUAAAAUCCAUGCAGUAUGGUGGAAAGUAGAGUAUGGAGGUAUUGUGAGGUGAGUGAGGGGUUAAUGUGAGAUCAAGCUAAAAGAACUGGGUUAGAGUCAGGGAUCAUUCACAAGAAGAAGGGAAUUGUGGAAAGAUUCUAGACCUUGAAGAAUAAUAAACUUGUGAAUGCCUGGUCCCAUUAUUUACUAAAUAUAUUAAAAAAUUCAUUGUUUAA
This is a messenger RNA of Phyllostomus hastatus (greater spear-nosed bat), 3738 nucleotides long. It is a transcript of the gene TXNRD3, whose product is annotated as thioredoxin reductase 3. Gene Ontology annotation, cellular component: cytosol; mitochondrion. Lineage: Eukaryota; Metazoa; Chordata; Mammalia; Chiroptera; Phyllostomidae. The transcript has 16 exons. Gene Ontology annotation, molecular function: thioredoxin-disulfide reductase (NADPH) activity; glutathione-disulfide reductase (NADPH) activity; flavin adenine dinucleotide binding. Gene Ontology annotation, biological process: cell redox homeostasis; glutathione metabolic process; cellular response to oxidative stress. Bases 211 to 2049 code for a protein of 612 amino acids. The record is from RefSeq and is a predicted model, not a curated record.